This is a messenger RNA of Xiphias gladius (swordfish), 1724 nucleotides long. It is a transcript of the gene cysltr3, whose product is annotated as cysteinyl leukotriene receptor 3. The coding region runs from base 73 to 1110 and encodes 345 amino acids. NCBI's taxonomy places the organism in Eukaryota, Metazoa, Chordata, Actinopteri, Istiophoriformes, Xiphiidae. Gene Ontology annotation, molecular function: G protein-coupled receptor activity. The transcript is spliced from 5 exons. The record is from RefSeq and is a predicted model, not a curated record. Gene Ontology annotation, biological process: G protein-coupled receptor signaling pathway. Gene Ontology annotation, cellular component: plasma membrane.
AGCGUCGGCGCUGGACAGAAGUCAGAGAGACGGCGGGGGGCACGCAGACGGACGGAUGGAAGCGGUGACAGGAUGAGCGAAUUCCUGCUGACCACUCCCGUCGGCGGCGGCAACAGCACCUCGGUGACGGCGGAGUUGCUGGUGGCGUGUUUCCACAACGACGACGCGUUCAAGUACCGCGCCUACACCGUCACCUACCUGCUGCUGUUUCCUGUGGCGUUGCUCUGCAACAUCGGCGCGCUGGUGGUUUUCUCCCUGCAGAGCGGCCGCAGAAGCUCCGCCUCCAGCGUGGUCAUGAUGAACCUCGCCCUAUCAGACGGCGGCUUCUCCCUCACCCUCCCACUGCGAUUGGCUUACUACUUUAGGGGUGGGGUGUGGGUCUUUCCUGAUUGGUUAUGCCGGCUGUGCGUCUACGGCUUCUACGUCAACCUGUACACCAGCAUCUUCUUCCUCACUCUACUGAGCAUGCUCCGUUGGCUCGCCGUGGUGCAGCCCCUCCGUCACCGCUCUCUGGCCACGCCCUCUCGAAUCUUACGGGUCUGCCUGGGAGUCUGGCUGUUUGUGGGCCUGUCCUCUGCUCCCUUCCUGACCAAUGGGGUGACACACAGGUCGGGGUCGCCUCGUUGCUUCGAGCCGUCUAGCCCCUCCUCCUGGGGGCGCGUCUUGAUCUUAAACUACGUGGCGUUGGCUCUGGGCUUCCUCCUCCCUUUCCUCACGAUCAUUGUUUGCUACAGCAGAAUCAUCCAACGCCUGAGGGUCCGCUCCAACCUCCACGGCAGCAGCGACGCUUACCGCCGCGGCAAGCGGCGCUCGGUGCACCUGGUUACCAUGGUGACGACAACCUUCCUGCUCUGCUUCCUGCCCUAUCACGUGAUCCGAUCGCUGCACCUGCACGCCGUUUGCGGCGGCUGGAGCUGUGACGUGGUCGUGACGCUGCAGCGGGCAGCGGUGGUGACGCUGUGUAUGGCGGCAUCAAACAGCGUGGUCAACCCCCUGCUGUACUACUACUCCACCAGGACAUUCAGAGACAAAAUGAGGGACGCUCAUUUCUCUCUGUCCAGCAGGGGGGGGUCCUUCAGGGCCAGACUGAGGAGGAGGAACACCAGCUGAGACACCUGGAAGUCCACCGGUCCGUUCUGCAGCCGGGCCGGUCUACAAACUCCGUGCUGAUUCCCUAAAAUCCAAUGUGUCGCCUUGUCCUCGAGGACUGCGGGAGCCGUUUUGUCCAGGUGUCCACCGCCUUUUUGAGAAAAUGUAAACAGUUUUUGCCAAACCCCUUAACUAGAGGGGGAUGUGGUUUUUGAAAGGCUGGGAGGAGGGAGCUGGCCGACCCCCAAUGACAUUUGAGCGGAUACAGUUUUGUGUAGUCUUUAUGUGAGUCUUCCUCCCACCAGAGCAAAAGACGGUUUACACAAAACAUUCAAAGGAAUAAUUAAAAGCGGAUUUUUAAAUUUGGCCUCACCGCGAAGUGGCCGGUGUGUGGUCUAGAACUUGGACAGAUGUUACAUCUCUUCCUCUCUGUCUCCGUGUCCUGGAGAGUAACAGCACCCUCUUCAGGUUUUGCGCAGAUUUCCUUCGAUACGACAGACUGACAGAAAACUGCAAGUCUGGUUUUAGUCUGUAUUUUCCUCCUUGUCGGCUGAAUCCACACUGAACGUCUCCUACUAACCAGCAUGUGAUUCCUCUGAGCCGCAGAAAACUAUUAAAAACACACCAUCCUCACC